Messenger RNA from Dunckerocampus dactyliophorus (ringed pipefish), 1717 nucleotides. RefSeq names its product hippocalcin-like 1 (gene hpcal1). Gene Ontology annotation, molecular function: calcium ion binding. The transcript is spliced from 5 exons. NCBI's taxonomy places the organism in Eukaryota, Metazoa, Chordata, Actinopteri, Syngnathiformes, Syngnathidae. The record is from RefSeq and is a predicted model, not a curated record. Bases 246 to 827 code for a protein of 193 amino acids.
AUGAAAAUCGAGCUCUUGUCACAUCUUCCACCAACCGUCCAAGCUUCAGCAUCGGCAAGACGCUACGAAGUUGAAGAUAAGCUGCUGUGAAGACGACAUAAAAGUGGACCGACCAAAACGUACUUUUCUACCGGAAGACUAUACAGCCCCAAUAAAAAAGGAAAGGAGAGAAGGAAGCAGAGUGGUCUUCUAAAACAAAAGCAGUGGGAGUGUGGAUACUGUACAAACACCAGCCCAGCUGCAUCAUGGGAAAACAGAACAGUAAGCUGCGACCUGAGGUCCUCAACGAUUUGAGAGAGAACACAGAGUUUACCGACCACGAGCUGCAGGAGUGGUACCGCGGCUUCCUCAAAGACUGCCCCACAGGCCACCUGACUGUGGAGGAGUUCAAGAAGAUCUACGCUAACUUUUUCCCCUACGGAGACGCCUCCAAGUUUGCUGAGCACGUCUUCCGCACUUUCGACACCAACUGCGACGCCACCAUCGACUUCAGGGAGUUCAUCAUCGCGCUGAGUGUGACGUCUCGCGGUGGGCUGGAGCAGAAACUGCGCUGGGCCUUCAGCAUGUAUGAUCUGGAUGGCAAUGGCUACAUCAGUCGGGCUGAGAUGUUGGAGAUAGUCCAGGCCAUUUAUAAGAUGGUGUCUUCCGUGAUGAAGAUGCCCGAGGAUGAAUCCACACCGGAGAAACGGACGGAUAAGAUCUUCAGACAGAUGGAUAUCGACAACGACGGUCGCUUGUCCUUGGAGGAGUUCAUUAAAGGUGCCAAGAGUGACCCAUCCAUCGUCAGACUCCUGCAGUCCGAUCAGGGAACCUCUCGUCAGUUCUGAGGCCGCACUGUUGGAAAACAACAUGGUCCUGACAUGUACAGUAUAGCACUCCAUGUCUUAUGUUUACAUUAUCGUGGCUUUUCUGUGGACUGAUGCGCUUAUUCUGUGUAAAUGCUUUUUACCCCCAAGUCAAGUGCCAUAUCAUGUAUUUAUAUUGGCUGGAUCACUUACUUCAAAGUAUUAUGACUCAGCUACGUUACGUUAAAUGAAUAUUACAUUUGAACUGUUGAGAAGUGACUAUAUGUUGCUCAGGAAUGCUGAGUGGCUGUUCUAUACAUAAGAUGUAUAUGCCUUUAGUAUUGCAUGCACUCUGUGGAAUGCAUUUUUAUGUGACUUUAAAUAGAGAGACUGUGGUUGUGUAAUGUUUUAUUAUUGUAACAAACAUGUUUUCACACAAUUGAAAUAAAGUUUGUGUAAGAAAAAUCUACACAAGAUGUUGCACAUUAACCCCCCCACCCCAGGCCUCUUUACUCUGAACCCACCAAGAGACUCACCCAUUGGAUCGGAACAGAAAAAAAAAAAUAUGCCGGUUUAACAUUUAAGAUUGUUUUGAAUCCACAUUUUAACAUAGGAACUUUGAAAAAGAGACAAAUGAACACUCAAAACAUCACAAUCAGUUUCCUCCCCUCCUCUCUAAAUAUGCUCCAUUAUUUCAGCAGUUAACUGAGGGAAGAACAGUGCCCCCCACCCCACUGUGUGUGUGUGUGACUUAACGACAGACGAUGUGAGAAAUGAGGCGCCUCCUCUGGAGUAUUUCAGUAACUGCGACCGAACAGGCCUUCCAUCCAUCCACAGGAGAAGGGAAGGUGAAGGUCGCAUAGAACCAGACCAGAUCCAAGCCUUAUAGUCAGGGUCGGAUCCUGGUCCCCCCUACUUUUUUUUUUUUUCUU